AUGGUUCAUGAUUUUGCGUAUGGGAUUUUAUGCAUCAUAAAUGCCGAUGAAGAUAGAAAUUCGAAAUCGACGAAAAUAACUACCCACGAUCAAGCAUACAAAGCCGCAUACGUGGACUCUUGGAUUAUGGAAAACCAAAUGUCUUCUAUGCACUGCAUUGCUUCCUUUGAACAAAAACAGCAUGAGCUUGAAGUCCAUACUUCAACGAAAUGGCUAGAUUUGCUUGAAAUGUUGCUUUAUUCCUACAAUGUUCGCUGUACUUCAAUCAAGUAUCAUGACGAAGAAGGAGACGAGGUGUCGGUCAGCAGCCAAGGUAGAAUCGAAGUCAAUAAAUGCAUCCUUGUUGUUUGCUACUCUACAGUUUUUACUUACUUUCAAGACAUGUUGAUUAGUGCAUCUAAACCGGAGGCUUUCAAAUUUUGCAUUAUCGGUGAAAUUGUCAAUGAACCUUUCCCUACUGGUGUAGCACCACCAGUAGAAGAAAACUCCAAUCAGACCGAUCUAAUAACUGAACCGAUCGCAGCCGGUGGUAAUGGUAAUUGCGGUCGAAUGCAGCGAAUAAAACGAUUUUUAAACAACAUGAAAGAAGUUGCAAAAGAGCUCAAAACAUCAUCUCAGGAACUGCGUGAGACGGUGAAUACAAAGGAGCCUCCAGAAUGGUUUAAAAAUUCAUCUGAUCAUAUGUGCCAAAUGAUCAUCAGUGGAGUCUUAUCGGGCUUAGAUAAUGCUGUUGUAGCAUCAGUACCCGGUAAUAGUACUCUGCAAUCACAAUUGGGUAAUAAUUGUGACAAUGCACGACCUGUUUAUGUCCAUGAUAAAGUUUUCUGUGACGUCUGCAAUCAAACCAUCGUUGGAAUUCGAUAUAAAUGCGGAAAUUGUGCUGACUACGAUUUAUGUGAACAAUGCGAGAGUAUCCCAAAUAUCCAUGAUAGCACCCAUGUGUUUUUGAAAUUACGAAAGCCCGUUGUAGCAGCUGGACGCGACCCAGUUACUGGUUUGGUCUCGCCAUUACUGCAUAAAUGUGUUUACAAGCCGACACUAGCGUCAGAGCAACACGAAACAGAUUUCUUCGUAUCAAAGCCCCAACCAGAGCCAUAUGUUAUAGACGCUAUCUUGGCUGAAAGAAAUUGUGAAAUUUACCGCGAGAAAUCGAGUAAGGAAUUAAAGAAGAUAAUGAAGGCUGAGAAACGAAAACUAAAGCAAAGUUUAAGUGCAAGCUUAUGUAGUGAAGAAAGCUCUCCAGAUAUUUAUUACCCAAUCAAUCCAAACCAAAAAUUUACCAAGACUUGGUGCAUACGCAAUACUGGUAAAUCAACUUGGAACAAUAUCAAGUUGAUUUAUAUGAAAGGAAAAUGUAAAUCACAGAGACUUAAACCAGAGGCGGAUGGCAAGGUCUUCCUUCCCGCUGUAAAACCUGGUGAAAAACAUUUUGUAACCGUGUCAUUCAUAGCUCCACACUUACCGGGAGAAUACUUUAGUAUUUUACGACUAAAAUCAAAUGGCAUCAAAUUUGGACCUCAUUUCAUAUGCAAAGUUAAUGUUGUCAAUCAAUACAGUCAUGAAGAUACUUUAACUGAACCGAUUGCUGCUAUACCUACCACAGAGUUAAACUGUGAUGAUAUUGCAUCCUCGCAACAGAGUUCGAUUGCUACGUCAUCAGAUAUUGUUAUUGUGAAACGUUCUGAUUACGAUCCGAUAGCUGUCGCAUGUGAAACGUUAUGUGAGGAUAACUUAUUGAACGCUGAUAAUAUCGAUGAUCGUAAUCUACACGUAGAAGAUAGUGAAGCAAAAGAAAGCAGACGUACAUCAGAUGGUAGCAUUGAAACAUUAUCAGUAUCUGUCCAUCAAGAUUGCACUCUUCCAGUACAAGAUGCAUGCAAUUAUAAUGAAAAGACUCAGACUACAGAUCGAAAGCCUGCUAAUGAGGGUUGUGAUGACUUCCUUAUUGUGGAUUUACCCGACUGCUUUGACAUGACAAAACCACUUCCUCCGGAAAAAAUUGCUGCAAUCACUGAAGCUUUUGAGAAAUCUAGGAAUGAAAGUUACUUUGGUGUUGAUAGUAUUGAAAGCAGUUUACAAAGGACGUCAAUAAGUGAAGAUCUGGAUACAGUAAAAUCAGCAGAAGAUUUUAAAGAUAUUAAUGCAGAUGAUGUAUCUAUUGCGUCAACAUCUUCAAGCGAUAGUCAAUCUUACAGUAGCGUAGAUGAAGUAGUUAAUGUAGCUGUCGUCGAUCAACCUGUGAGAUUAUCACCUGAUCGAGAUGAAGAAGAGAUUAUGGAACCUAAUAUACAGCAACACGAUGAUUUUUCUAAUUCCCAAGAAGUUAAUAAUGUUCCCGAGCUAGGAUAUAACUCUACUGAUAGAACUCCUACUUCAAGCAAUGAAACUGAUAACGAUAGCAUCAGUAAUCGAAUGAUGAAUUUCUUAGAAGCGGUCUCUGCGGGCGCCACUUCACUCCAAAAUGCAAUUUCGCGUGCUGUUGAUGGUGAUACUUCAGAAUCGCAACCAAGUUCAGAGAAAGAUUAUGAGAAACAAGAGUCGAAUCCGAAUCUUAUGGAAGAGCUAGUCCGGAUGGGUUUCUGCGAUAGGAAAGUAAAUCAAGAAUUGUUGGACAAAUACCCUGAUAACGUUAAUGCAGUUAUAACAGACUUAUUACAAACACUUAAUGAUGGCUGGGCUGAGAGAAGACAUUAA
This is a messenger RNA of Trichoplax adhaerens, 2694 nucleotides long. RefSeq lists its product as uncharacterized. Gene Ontology annotation, molecular function: zinc ion binding; protein kinase C binding; K63-linked polyubiquitin modification-dependent protein binding. Gene Ontology annotation, cellular component: amphisome; aggresome. The transcript is spliced from 16 exons. NCBI's taxonomy places the organism in Eukaryota, Metazoa, Placozoa, Uniplacotomia, Trichoplacea, Trichoplacidae. Gene Ontology annotation, biological process: aggrephagy; endosome organization; mitophagy. The record is from RefSeq and is a predicted model, not a curated record. Bases 1 to 2694 code for a protein of 897 amino acids.